UUUGCCUAUCUGCGGCCUCCCGCCCAGCCGCGCAGACCGCAAAACCCAAGCCCGGGAGAGUCGCUCAGUCAGGCAGAGCCUUCCAGCCUCCAGACGUCGGUCUUGUCCGCUACCCGGCAGAAUUCGAGCUUAGACCACGAAGCCUCCUCGCACCUCCAGAGGCGAGAUUUGGACCUCAAACCCGCGAGGGUGAGAGUCAGGAGAUGGGAAGAGAGUUGGGAAACGCGCGCUCCAGUCACGCCCCCUCAGCAUUUGGGUCUCAGCCCUUUAAGAACGCUUCAAUUCCGGACUCUGCAGGGACUGGGCUGUGAAGGCGCGCCAGGAUUGGUCUGUUUGGGUGCGGGUGUCGCCUAGCAGUAGCGAAUGGGAACUCGUGGAUGGCGCGUGCGCACCAUUGCCUACCUGCGCCCGGGCCACCGGUGUCCUGCUCCGGGUCCUCCCGAUGGGCUAAGGUUGCCGAGGAGGCGGCGGGCGGCGCGGCCAAACUGGUGGGCGCCGACUUCUGAAGGCCGCCGUCGGGGCGAGGUGUCCUCAUGACUUCUCUUGCGGACCAUGUCCAUGAUCUUUUUUGCCAGUGUGGUACGGGUGAGGGAUGGACUGCCCCUCUCAGCCUCUACUGACUUUUACCACACCCAAGAUUUUCUGGAAUGCAGGAGACGUCUCAAGACUUUAGCCUUGCGACUGGCCCAGUAUCCAGGUCGAGGCUCUGCAGAAAGCUGUGACUUUUGUAUACAUUUUUCUUCUUCUGGGGACCUGGCCUGCAUGGCUAUCUGCUCCCGCCAGUAUCCAGCAGCCAUGGCCUUCUGCUUCCUGGAGACCCUGUGGUGGGAAUUCACAGCUUCCUAUGACACCACCUGCAUUGGCCUCGCCUCCAGGCCGUAUGCUUUUCUCGAGUUUGACAGCAUCAUUCAGAAAAUGAAGUGGCAUUUUAACUAUGUAAGUUCCUCUCAGAUAAAGAGCAGCUUGGAGAAAAUUCAGGAGGAGCUAGAGUUCCAGCCUCCAGUGGUUCUUACUUUGGAGGACACAGAUGUGGCAAAUGGGAUGAUGAACGGCCACAUACCAAUGCACUCGGAGCCUGCUCCUAAUUUCCGAAUGGAGCCAGUGACGGCCCUGGGGAUUCUCUCCCUCGUCCUCAACAUCAUGUGCGCUGCUCUGAACCUCAUUCGUGGUGUUCAUCUCGCAGAACAUUCUUUACAGGUUGCCCGUGAGGAAAUUGGAAACAUUCUGGCUUUUCUUAUUCCUUUCGUAGCCUGUAUUUUCCAGUGUUAUUUAUACCUGUUCUACAGUCCAGCCAGGACUAUGAAGGUGGUGCUGAUGCUGCUCUUUAUUUGCCUGGGUAAUGUGUACCUGCAUGGGCUGAGGAACCUCUGGCAGAUCCUUUUCCACAUAGGAGUUGCUUUUCUGUCUUCAUACCAGAUACUGACAAGACAGCUUCAGGAAAAGCAGUCUGACUGUGGAGUGUGAGGACACCAUGGAUCCUUUGAUUUUCUUUGGAGAGUCAAUCUGUGUUUCCCUUCUUGCUUCUCCAAGUUCACCUCAAGUUUCCAUGCUUAACGUUCCUUUCAACUAAAUUGGACUGAAAAGCCGAGAUUGGGGAUUUCUAACAGGUGCUGUGGAAAUCAUGAGGUCACUCAAUACCCACCUGGUCUUGGUUGUGUGCUGAGCAUCAUUGCAGAACCUCUAGUUGAGCAUGUUUACUUAGGACAGCAGAAUCCGAGGGCUUACUCAGAAGGAGAAUUAUUGGAAGAUCAGAAUGGAAACAUUUUGGUCUUUUAAAUUAAAUGAUACAAAAAUAAACUACUAAAUUCAAUAA
Molecule: messenger RNA, 1813 nt
Organism: Urocitellus parryii (Arctic ground squirrel)
Lineage: Eukaryota; Metazoa; Chordata; Mammalia; Rodentia; Sciuridae
Gene: Sec22c
Product: SEC22 homolog C, vesicle trafficking protein
Biological process (GO): endoplasmic reticulum to Golgi vesicle-mediated transport
Source: RefSeq, a predicted model, not a curated record